AUGAACAUGACCAUAAAUGUGGACUACAAAGUCAUUGCUGACAAUAACUUCAGUGCACAUCCAAAUGACACACAGGCAGUCGCCUCCGAUUGUCCGGAGGCAGCUUCGGAUAAUUAUUAUUUUAUCAGCCUCAUCCUCUCCAGCCUCUACACCAUAUUCCUGUUUCCUGUCGGUCUUGUUGGGAAUAUCCUUAUUAUAGUGGUCAACCUUAACCACAGGGGCCGCAUGACACCUCCAGAUUGCUACUUCGUGAAUUUGGCCAUGGCUGACCUCUUUCUGGUAGCUGACUCUCUGAUUGAGGUGUUCAAUCUUAAAAAGGGCUACUACGACAAGGCCGGCCUCUGCACUUUCAUGAACCUCUUCCAACAGGCCAACAUGUACAGUAGCGUCUUCUUUCUGACCUGGAUGAGCCUCGACCGCUUCGUCGCGCUGACCAACUCCAUGGGUCGCAGCAUACCACACGCACGGCUCAGCUGCUGCCUCAUCUGGACGUCUUCGUCCCUGCUCACCUUGCUGCCUUUCGCUGUAGCUCAAGUGCAACACGCCGGAGAGCUUCAUUUCUGCUUCGCCAACGUGACUCAGAUUCAGUGGCUGGAGGUGAUGCUGGGAUUCUUGCUGCCCUUCUGCAUCCUGGGGGUGUGCUACUGGAGAAUAGCACGGGUGCUCAAAUGCAGCCUCUGGGAACUAAACAGCCCCCUGCAGAGGCCUCGCAGGCAGAAAGCCCUGCGACUCAUCUCAGCCGCUGUGGUCGUCUUCUUCCUCUGCUGGCUGCCAGAGAACGUGUUUAUAAGUGUGCACCUCGUGAGGGGCGACACGAACGGGGGCACGCUGUGGCAGGAUUACCCCUUGACAGGUCACGCCGUCAGGCUGGCGGCUUUCUCCAACAGCUGCCUGAAUCCUCUCAUCUACGGCUUCCUCGGGGAGGCCUUUAGGGAAAAGUUGAGGCUUUUUUUCCAGGAUAAAAGCCGAUGGUCCAAGCUGAACAGGACCCCCUCGAGAAAACCCAUCAACGAACCAGCAGCAAAGGACGACAGUAUGAGCAACUCAUCACAUCCAAACUGUGACAUCCUCCUGCCAACUGAGUACCCUCCUUGAAUAAACUGUAUAUACAUGGUUUCACCAAAACACAUGAAAAUCAUCUGUGCUGUGGGGUAAAAGCGCCAUUCAGUGCUAAAUAUC
Messenger RNA from Pundamilia nyererei, 1179 nucleotides. Its product is annotated as G-protein coupled estrogen receptor 1-like. Gene Ontology annotation, molecular function: G protein-coupled receptor activity; nuclear estrogen receptor activity. Bases 1 to 1095 code for a protein of 364 amino acids. NCBI's taxonomy places the organism in Eukaryota, Metazoa, Chordata, Actinopteri, Cichliformes, Cichlidae. Gene Ontology annotation, biological process: cellular response to estradiol stimulus; G protein-coupled receptor signaling pathway. The record is from RefSeq and is a predicted model, not a curated record. The transcript has a single exon. Gene Ontology annotation, cellular component: membrane.